Molecule: messenger RNA, 3481 nt
Organism: Cornus florida
Lineage: Eukaryota; Viridiplantae; Streptophyta; Magnoliopsida; Cornales; Cornaceae
Product: synaptonemal complex protein 1-like
Exons: 19
Coding region: 441-3098 (885 amino acids)
Biological process (GO): reciprocal meiotic recombination
Source: RefSeq, a predicted model, not a curated record
AAGCCCAAAAAAAUGAGUUGUAUUUGCUUAAUCACUUACAGUCCCAUGGUACAAUCCGCAGGCAAUCACAACCCGUGCCAACUGUCCAACUGCCUCAACUGAGCCGAGUCUGCUUCCGGUCACUAUAAAUACGGCGUUACUUGGCGCCUGAUUCAUUUUUAACUUCCACACUCCCGAGUGUUGCAGAGACCUCUUAACAGCGAGAUCUUCGUUAACGAUAUUCUAGGGUUUUUCUUCGAUACAAUUCAAAUGCGAAAUCUAAACUCUCAAAGUUGCAGACUCAUUGAGAUCGAGAGCUUAGAAAACUGAUUUCUAGGGUUUAAUUCGUUCCGAUUCAACUGACGGACUCUAAAUCCUAAGCAUCGAAGUUGACUUGAGCGCGAGAGCUUCGAGAACAGAUUUCUAGGGUUUUCACUACUCGUUCGAUCUGUGGUUUCAUAAUGCAUAAGCUGAUAGGGCUAUCAGGCAUGAAGAGUUUGGAUCGCUUCAAAUCGCUGCCAGGAGCUCCUUCGGGAGCAGAGAAAACCUAUUCGAUCUCUUCAAGGCAGCCUUCGGUUUCAGCUUCAUCUGGAAGCUUUGCGAAUUUGAAGCUCACUGCAGAAAAAAUGGUCAAAGAGCAAGCUUCUGCAAAAACUGACCUUGAAUUGGUGAGUUCUAAAUUGAAGAAAUUAACAGAGCACGUCCGUGCAUUGGAGGAAAAAUUGCAGAAUGCAUAUAAUGAGAAUGCGAAGCUCAAAGUGAAGCAGAAAGAAGACGAGAAACUAUGGAAUGGACUGGAAUCAAAAUUCUCUUCAACAAAGACCUUUUGUGAUCAACUCACUGAAACUUUACAAUACUUGGCAGCACAGGUUCAGGAUGCUGCGAAAGACAAGGCAUUUUUUGAAGACAAAUUAUCUACAAGUUCGAUGGCACUUGAUAAUUUGCACCACCAGAUGAAGUCUAUGUCUUUGAAAUUAGAGUCUUCAGAGGAAACUGUUAGAAAUCGCGAACAAGAGCUGAAGGAACUCAGCAUUGAGAAACAGGAAAAGGAAAAAUCAUUCAGAGAUGAACAGUGCAUAGCUGCAAAUCGCAUUGAAGAAAAAGAUGCCACGAUCCAGAAUUUAGAAGAAACUGCAGCAGCUAAUAGAUUGGCUAUAGAGAGUUUGAACUUGAAGUUGGAAGAGUUGCAUCUUGAUUUGAGAUUAAAGGAAGACGACCUUAUACAUUUGAGAAUCUCUGAGGAGAACUUGGAGAAGGAAAAGAGUGAUCUUCUAUCUAGCUACAAUGAUCUUGUUAAAAGAUUAGAUAUUGCACACCAGGAAAUAAAAAAUCUUGAAGAUUUUGUCAAAAUGCUAGCUGCAAAGUUGAUUGAACUCGAUAAACAAAGUUUGACCUUCUCAGACAAGGUGGUUGAGCUUAACACUUUGUAUGACUCAUGCUUUCAGUUGGCUCAGGAAGAGAAAGACCUUGCUGCUCAGUGUGCUCAACAACAAUACAGUGGACUCCAUGAUCAGUCCUUGCAUGUUACAUCAGAAAAAGAUGCAUUACAAUCGCUAAAUCAGGAGUUGAAUAACAAGAUCAUUGAACUUCAGAAGGUCCAAGAAUUUGCAAUGGUACAGCAUGCAGAAGAAUGCCGUUUAGCAGAAGACAGAAUUCGAAAAUUUGAGUGUGAAGUAGAAACUCUACUUUCUAAGAAGACUGAAAUGCAACUGUUGGUUACUGAAUUAGAAAAGAAAAUUGGUGCUUUGACAGAAAGUUCAAGGUUAUCUGAGAAUAAAAUGCAAGAUUUAUUGUUGAAAUUUUCAGAUUUAGAAUCUGAGAACAGAGUUUCUACAGAAAAACUGCAAGCAGAAAUACAGGAAAAGACAGAAGAAAUUUGUAUUCUACAGAAGGAGGUCACGAAGCAUGAACAGAAUGUAGAUUCGCAGGAGAGACAAGUCAGCCAGCUUCAUAAUACCUUAGAGGAAAAGGAACAGAUUAUUAUGCAAUACAAGGACGGAGAAAAACAACUGGAAGAUAAAAAAACAGAGAUUCAGGCAUCACUGGUGGAUGCUGAAGGUAAACUUGUGGAAGCUAAGAAGCAAUAUGAUCUGAUGCUUGAAAGUAAACAGUUAGAAUUAUCAAGGCAUUUAAAGGAAAUUUCUCAGAAAAAUGAUCAGGCCAUCAAUGAAAUCCGGAGGAGGUAUGAAGUGGAGAAACUGGAGUGUGUCAAUAUUGAGAAAGAAAAGGCAGACAAAGCUGUUCAAGAAUUGGAAAGAAACUGUGAUCUAAAGCUUGCAAAAUGCAAAGAAGAAUCAAGACAGAACUUGAUGCGAAUACAGGAAGAACAUGCUGCUUUGGUCAUUCAUAUCAAGCAAGACCAUGAUUUGAAGGAGUUGAAUCUCAAGUCUAAGCACAGUGAAGAACUAAAGCGUGCCCAACUUCAGGCUGAAAAUGAACUGAGAGAGAAAGUGACGCUACUUAGGAAUGAACAUGAAGUUCAGUUAAGAGCUUUGAGGUGUCAGCUUGAAGAUGAGUGCAAGAAACUUCAAGAGGAGUUGGAUCUCCAGAAGUCCAAAGAAGACAGGCAGAGGGCUUUAUUGCAAUUGCAGUGGAAAGUAAUGAGUGACAAACCACAAGAGGAACAAGAAGUGAACUCAAAGAAGAAUUACUCAAUCUCAUCAAGCAAGAUGAGAAAUUCUGAUGGUCGCAGGAGAAGUCAGCGUGCUUUGGAUAAUGCAGAGAAUGAUGAGAAGGUGAUAAAGAAAGCAACAGAUAAGAAUUCAUCUUACCUUAGAGCGACACAAACACCAGUGUCAAACUUGUUGAAGAAAACGGAGAAUGUUAACACAGGAAGUGUAAGGAGUAUUCCAAAGCAUAGUAGGAAGGUUACUCACCAUGAGUAUGAAGUUGAGACGUCUAAUGGAAGAACAAUUACAAAACGAAGAAAAACAAGAAGUACAGUCAUGUUUGGGGACCCAAGAAAGCACAACAAGAGGGAAACACCGAAAGCUAAUACUCCCAGAGAAGUUCUCAAGGGAACUAAGGGAGGGAAUCAUCCAAACCCUUCCAACAUAGGUGAUUUGUUCUCAGAAGGGUCUCUGAAUCCAUAUGCAGAUGAUCCCUAUGCAUUUGAUUAGAGGCCGGAAGAAUUCUCUGUGGUCCUUCUGAACUGCUUCCCUGAUUGCAGAAUGACAUGAAAAUUUUCUCACGUUGAGUCAAGAGUAGAUGCAUCUUGUAAUCCAUGGAGUUGAGAUUGUCUUCUAAUAUUCAGUUUUCAUUGUCAGACUUGGUGUAUUGGUUGUUAAACCUCGGUGUUCGUGUAGCAAAAGGUUUGAGGAAAAGGCGAAGACCUCUGAAAAUUGUCUGAAUAAUGGGAUAUAAACAUCUUAGUUUGUGGAUAUAUUAGGAAUGUGAAUUGUUACGUAGUAUAUCAAGUACAAAAUUGACCAUUUAAGGGGUUCAGAGGAGUUUGUUGACAUAAGAGUUUCUCAUAAAAUUUCUCAGAUUUCACAGUGUGAUA